Messenger RNA from Prorocentrum cordatum, 4404 nucleotides. Lineage: Eukaryota; Dinophyceae; Prorocentrales; Prorocentraceae. The record is from the annotation of a GenBank genome assembly.
AUGGCGCAGUCUCUGUUCUACCAGCUCACGAUGCACGCGGAAGGCACCCCAGUCGGCAUCAUCCGGAAGGUCAGCAAUCAGGACGGAUCCGAGGCACAUCGCAGGCUGAGCUCCCAGUACGACCCACAGAAUAUGGGCAGCAGCCUGUCGCGACUGAUGAGCGCGCUGGAGUUCGACUUCGGCGGAGAAGCGGAGUUCCUCGACAAUAUGGCGAAGUUCGAGAUCUCGAUUGAGGAGUACGAGAAGCUAGCCAACGAGACCCUCAGCGACAACAUCCGCACGGCCGUCCUGAUCGCCAGGGCUCCAGAGGCCUCGAGGAACCACGUGCUGCUGGCGAUGCCCAAGGAGGAGAUCCACUGGGCGAGGAUCAAGAAGGUGGCCGCCGACUUCCUGUUCACGAAGCAGUCCAUGCCAGGCGGUCCCUCGCCGAUGGACAUCGGCCCCAUCAACGGCAAGGGCGGAAAAGAACAUGGCAAAGGUAAGGGCCGCGGUAAGGGCGCGGGCUACGACUCCAAGGGCAAAGACAAGGACAAGACACGCACUACGAGUAGUGGCGGUGGCAGCGCCAGCGGAGAGAAGAAGGUCCUAGGACACUGUGGACGACGCGGCAAUUUGGGGCGCAAGCAGAAGGACUGCUACGCCAAGGUCCACAGCGUGAGCACCUGGAACAGCAGCGGCUGGGACGAGAGCUGGGGCAGCUGGGACACCACCUACGAGAAGGAGAAGGGCGCGGCACCCUCCCGCGAGGACGCCAGCGCCACCGCCAGCGCCAACGCGCCCCAGCGCACCGGGUGCGAGGACGCUGCGUGGAUCUUUGCGAUCGGCGGGCUCGACGGCCCGAGCGGUGCGAGCGUUGGCCAGACGGUCGAUGUCAUGGUGGACACUGGCGCCGACAAGUCUGCGCGCGGGCCCAGCGACUUCCCCGACUACCCCAUCACGCAGGACAAGAAGCCGGAUAUCAAAGUGGCCAACGGGACCCCCUUGAGGCACUUCGGGGAUAAGCAGGUGAACCUGACGACGAAGAACGACGACGAGAUCAGCGUGAUAUUCCACGCCACGGAGGCGGCGCAACCGAUCCCGAGCGUUUACAGCAUCCACGAGGCAGGAGCUGGGGAGGAGUUCCCACCUGCCCGCUCGACGAGCUCACCCUCGAUCACGCGGGAUUCGAGGAGCGGGCGAUCGCGGCUUGGGCUGAUGAGGAUGUUCGGCUUGUUCUUCCUGCGAGCGACGGUGAUGAGCUACUUCGGCGCCAAGAUCGGCGCGGACGGCUUGGUCGUUAACAACGCGGCGACGACCGUCCCCGAGCAGCACGUCGCAACGCAGGUGGGCCAGCCGGUAGCGCCGGCAGUCAGGCGCGAGAGGAUCAAAGAGGCGGAAGGUGCGCCUGUGAUCCAGAUUGGCUACUUGUUCGGCAAGACGCAUCGCUACGUGAGAGCGCGCCCAGUCAUGCACGCGAUCGAUCACGUUUACCACUGCGCGGCCUCGGUCUGGCGCGAGGCGCAAGGUGGGGGGGACCUGUUUCUUCUGAAGUGUCUCAAGCGGUACGUGGAGAAGCUAGGGCUUGAGAAGGUUAUCAUCCAGUGCGAUCCCGAGAACGCGGCCAAGGACGCGGCGGUCAAGGUCGCGAGCGACAUCGGCAGCAAUGCGAGGUUCAGGUUCACACUGAAGACGAGUAAGGGGAGCAAGGGCAUGGUGGAGAGGCCCCACUCAUUCAUCGAGGGUAUGACGAGGACUUGGAGGGGAGCCAUAGGGGCGAAGUACGGCAUCGUGAUCGAGCUGAGGCGCUGCGCCAUGAAGGUCCUGCCACUCGGCGAGACGGUCAUGUGGAGGCACCCUGGGCCCAUCGCCGCCAAGUCUGAGUCCGCGUGGGGCUGCGGCAUCUACCUGGGGCGAUCGCUGGAGGGCGACUCCCACAUCUGCGGCACCAGGCGCGGCAUCGUCUUGUCGAGGUCCAUCCGCAGGCUCGUGGAGUCCGAGGGCUACGACAAGCAGCUGCUCCUGGCCAUGAAGGGCAUCCCGAGCGACACGAAGGCGCCGAACGCAUCGACGCCGGUGGUGGAUAGGCCAGCCGUCAGCCUCAAACUCCCGCAGCCCGCCAGGCUCCCGCGACCUGCGGACGCCGCGCCCGGGGAGGGUCAGCCGGGCCCGCCGGCGAGGGGGGCGAGGUUCGCAAAGCCGCAGGAGGGGGGCCCAGGAGGUGCUGAGGCAGCUGCUGGCGGCGGCGAGGCCAUGGGCGACGUUGGGGAUGCGCCUCAGCCCGUCGCGAAGAGCGGGCUGCGGCGCGCAGCAGUCGAGGAGCCCGAGAGCUCGGCUGGCAAGCGGGCCAGCGAUGAGGCGCCUGCGGUAGGCGAGGCGCACAAGGAGAGGAAUAUCGGCAUGGUGAGGGUCGGCAGCGUGUCCGUCGCCAACGUGAUGGGCUACCCCGACGACGCCGAGCUCUGCGCUCCGUGCGAGCUCGACCCCAGCUUCGAGUUGCGGAGCGAGGCGCAUUACGACGACGACGACGGUGAGUGCCUCGACCCAGACGCCGUCCGCGAGGGGAUCAAGAGGGAGGCGAAGUGCAUGGAGCCCCUCGGCGUCGGCGAGGUCGCGGAGCGCCCCCGCGACAAGAAGGCGCGGGGCACGAGAUGGUGCCGCCGCAAGAAGGGAGAGGGCGUUCGCAGCAGGUUCGUCGCGAAGCAGUUCAGGGGCGCCCAGGCGGGGGACUUCUUUCCCUGCACCCCGCGCACGGAGGCUGUGCGCGCGCUGAUGGCGGCGGCGCUGCUGCUCAAGCAUUUCAUCGUGACGACGGACUUCAGCGCGGCGUUCAUGCACGCGCCCGUGAAGGAGAUCCAGGAGGGCAUCGCGUUUGGCCUUGGAUUCGAGGCUUGCAAGGCGGAGCCCACCAUCUACCAUCACAUCGAGAAGGGCAUCAGGGUCGUGGUCCACACGGACGAUCCUCUUGCCUCAGGUCCCACGCGGGGCGCGCUCGACGAGUUCUUCGACGAGAUGGCCAAGCACCUCGCAAUCAAGGGGCAGCACGUCCUGGGCGAAUCUCCCGUGAUCUACCUCGGCUCGUCGCUGCAGAGCCUCGACGCGGCGGGGGCGUCGGGCAGCAGGCCUGUGGGCGCGGCUGGGGCCAGGCCAGACCUGACUCAGCCCGGAGCCGAGCAGCCGCUCAACAGCGAGGGGCCGUCGCUGUACAGGAGGUAUUGCGGGGAGAUCCAGCACCCGGCCCCGCGGAGGCUGGACGCGAUGCCCCCGCUGAAGGAGCUCGGUCCGCGAGCGGCCGACAUGAAGUGUUUGAAGCACCUCCUCCGCUACCUCAACGGGACGGUCGACCUGGCCAUGGCCCACCGCUCCACGAAGGAGUUCAAGCGCCUUCGAGGUAGCGCCGACUCGGAUUGGGCGGGAUGCCACGAGACCCGCAAGUCGACGGCGUGCGGAAUGUCUUCGCUCGCCCAGUCGAGCCCCGAGGCCGAGUACCUGGCGGCCGUGGAGCUGGCGGCGGAGAUGCUGUACGUGAAGGAGCUCGUCAAGUUCAUGGGCUUCGACGCGUCGCUGGAGAUCGAGUGCGACGCGCCCUCCGCCAUCGCGAUCGCCUCGUGGCGCGGGCUCGGCAGGCUGCGCCACCUGGGGGUCAAGUGGCUCUGGCUCCAGCAGCUGGUCGGGGCGGGCCAGCUCAAGAUCGCGAAGGUGAAGGGCGCGGAGAACCCCCCCGACGUCGGGGCGAAGUUCCUGGGGAAGGGUGCGCUCGAGAAGUGCCGCACCAUGCUCGGUCUGGUCCCCCUCGACGUCUUCGGCACUGGCAUCGUGGCUGCCCUGAGUGCGUCGAGAGGAGCCCGGUACCUGGCGACGUUCAUGGUCCUCGUGAACUGCGUGAGGGCUCAGCCAGGCGCGUCCGAUGGCGGACCCGACGCGCACGUGGUGAUCAUGACGGCCUGGCCUGCUUUCUGCAUGCUCGUGGGCGCGAUGCUGAGCCGGCGCUGCUGGUGCUGGUGCAUUCGGAGGCCAGCGGCAAGACGGACAGGCAAGGGCUGCUCCAAGGGCAAGCCCAGCGGGAGUUCGACGAAGGACCGAUCGGAGCCGGAACCCGAUCCGCCUCCUGCUCCUUGCGCUCCCUGCCGGGGGCCGUCGGAGCCGCGUGGCAGGGCCGUGCUGCUGUGCAACCUGGGCGUGGACGGUGCCGCGAUCCACUCGAGCCCGAACUGCCAGGCUCUGCGCAAUCGGGUCCACCGCCAGGCGACGAGGAGCGGGUGCUUGGUGCGUGCCCAGGUGCUGGGCCAGGGGUUGCGAGUGCUGCACCGCGCGGACAGUGACGAGAGCGCGGUCCACACCGACGCUGCCUGCCGUGGACUGAGGUUGCGGAGGCGCCGUCUUGUGAGCCGUGGAGCGCGUGCGUUCUGCUUCGGGCACCGCGGCUAG